This is a messenger RNA of Coturnix japonica (Japanese quail), 1080 nucleotides long. Lineage: Eukaryota; Metazoa; Chordata; Aves; Galliformes; Phasianidae. The record is from RefSeq and is a predicted model, not a curated record.
AUGUACAAGAUUGAAGAUUAUUACUAUUUCUAUCACAAACCCGGUUGCCGGUGUCGGUUCGGUCGGAGGUUGGCGUCGCUGCGCAGGGAGGGCACCGCCCGGCCCCGAAGUGCCCAACUUCUUCGUGCCUCCAUCACGGCUCCAUCAUCAUCAACCCGACACCGGAGCGGAACGACCCACCGACGGACAGACGGACCGACGGACCGACCCAUAGACAGACCCAUAGACAGACCCAUAGAGAGACCCAUAGAGAGACAGACAGACAGACCGACCCGCCGCGAUGCUCCGCCGCCCGGUCCGGCCCCGUUCCACUAUCGCUGCUCGGGCCGUGGGCUGCUGCUGCUGCAGCCCCUUUGUGCCCACGGUCACUUGGCCAAGACGUUGGGUUACCUGGAGCUGGGGGCGGGGGGGCUCCUCAAGCACAGCCCUUACGGUGCCAUGAAGCCCCCCCCGGUGCUGCUGCCGGCCGAGCCCCCCCGCAGCCCUUGGGACUGGCAGCACAACGGGACGGGAGGGGACGCUCCGAGCGUCUCCCGUCGGAAACCAGCACUAAAAUCAUCCCGAUCCAAGAAGAUUUUCGGUUGGGGAGAUUUUUAUGUCAGCAUCCAAACGUUGAAAUUCAGCCUCUUAUUAACGGGGAAGAUCGUGGACCACGUUAACGGCACUUUCAGCGUUUAUUUCCGACACAAUUCAUCCAGCCUCGGGAACGUGUCGGUCAGUAUCGUGCCCCCAAAUAGGGCGGUGGGUUUCGAGGUGUUAUUACCGGCUCCUCUCCCUCCUCCCCCUUCAUUCCGCCCUGCCCAGCAAAGCACGUUACCCGAAGGGAGAAAUAAAGCCCUUAAUUGUCACGUCGAAUACGAGAAGACGGAUCGGGCCAGACGGAACCGACCCUGUUUGUACGACCCCAGUAAGGUUUGUUUCACCGAGCACACCCAGAGCCACGUCUCCUGGGUCUGCUCCAAACCAUUCAAAGUUAUCUGCAUCUACAUCGCUUUUUACAGUGUAGAUUACAAACUGGUGCAAAAGGUCUGUCCCGAUUACAACUUCCAGCACGAGCAUCCCUACUUCGGCUGAGAUGGG